AUGGCAGAAACCGCGAAUCCUAUUGAUAACGGAGAACCGAGUGAAGAAAUAAUUACAAUUGUGAGACCAAAACAUCCAAGAGGUGUACCACAAAGCCAAUCUCAAUUUCCACGUGGACGCUCUAAUUUCUCAUCGGGAACAUUGCCAAAUCGAAGAUUGGAAAGCACUCCCGUAAAUACUCUGGCUACGGGACAUUCUAAUAAGAUGCUUCUAACAACGUUCAAAAUGGAUCGAACUGCUUCGAGGCCAAGAAUGGAUUCUGAAUUCCCUGACAAUCCUGGACCGUCUACAUCUACAGCAGUACCACCACCUGCUCCAAGUCACAUAAAUAAUUUCUCAUGCCCUGUCAAUAGAGGUUACCUGCACGACUACCAGUUACAUCCCCAGAGACCAUCUAACCCUCGAAAUAUCGACUAUACAUCUUUGAAGCGACAUUCGUUGCCAUCGACCCACAUUCUGUAUGAGAAGACGAAACACAGAGGAGGACCUAACGUCGAAGAACAAGAGAAGGUCGUCAGAAUGUUGCGUGCAGUCGCCGAGGAAUCCGAAGCCAUUGCUAAACCAAAAAUGACUUUUCGAAAACAACCCGUUGAGCUGAGUUUUGAUGCCAAAAUUAUUGGAUCUAUGAAUAAUGACGCUUUUGGAUAUUGUCGAGUUCAUAUGGAGACUAUGAAGGAGUUUUUCUCAGCAAAGCUGAAAGAGUCAAAUGUCGGUGAGGUGAACUGGAUCAAGACUGGAAUGAUGCCACGAGCUGCUUAUGAAGAGAAAGCAUAUGUGAUUGAAGGUCAUAUAAUUUUGACGCCGAAUGAUGAAGUGGAGGAUAAAGCUGAACUUUUCUCCGAAUUCGUGACUAAAUUUAGCUCAAAAAUUACUGGAAUGCUUCAAGAUCAAUGCUUCCUAGAAGUACCCAAAAUGCAAAAACUGUUCACCAAAAUAACCCCUCAACAUGUAGAUAUUAACGUCUCGGGAAUGGCUAUUGGAAAUUGUGUGAAUCCUGGAAUGUUCCUGGUGCGAGGAGACUUUAUCAGCCAGGAAAAUACAGUUUGUAGUGUAAAACUUCAAACUCAACACAAUCAAGAUGUGUCUCGUGAGAAUAGCUCAUUCAAAGUUGCUGGAACUAACAAAUAUAUCUCAUUUGCUCGUUUCGAACAUGACAAACGAGUCGCCAUGCUGUAUUUUGGAGUCCGACUCAGCGAGUUUGCUGAUGACGGUCUAGAUCACGCCGGUUUUCGUCUCAAUCUGUAUUACAACAAUUUCGUUCGAAUCGUUGUGGAUAUGUCUCAGGAAAAUAUGAACAGCGUAUAUAUUCAACUGAAAAAUCCGCCGCAUUUGUGGGAAGGAAUUCCGAAAAGCACCAUAUUCCAUCCAUCAAAAUCAAAAGUUUUGAAUUUGGAAACUUGCACAGAAUGGGUUCGAGUUCUAACCUGGCCAGGAGACGCAGAGCAACGUGGAAUCGGGUGCACCCCAGACGCCUUCUCACAGAGUACAUGGAUUAGGAUAACAUUCAGAAAAGAUGACGGAAUCGAUUCAGUGCCUUCAGAGCAUUUAAUUAGUGUUAUAACCAGACUCGCUGCGAGAAGUAAUGCUCGAGUAACAUUUGGAUCUAUCUUCUCAGUCCGCAGAAAACUUGCACCGUCUCCUGCUCUUGCUUCUCUUGGAUCUUUCCGAGCCAACUAUGCUCUUCAAGCACUGAUAACACGUGGAAGUGUCUUCAUGGAUCAGUUGUUCGAUUGCGCUGACAAGAAUAUUCAUGUUCCGGAUGAUGACCAAGAAGAGAAGAGGCCAAUGGAACUUGAGCAUGAGCCACUUUUCCUGAAGUUGGUUAGAAGAGGAAUGAGAGAAUGUCCACAAGCUGUUGAAGAAACACUCGAACAACUUCUAAAUGCUUUUGAUGAACGGAGAAGUUUGGAUGUACUUUUUGCGUUUUCGACAAUGUACAAAGCGAGAAAAGUUCAAUACGAACGGCUUCUGAGUGGUGAAAGUCUUCAGGAUGUUGGUCUCGCUAAACCUCUUCCAAAGAAUUGUGUUUCUGUUGCGAAAGUUAUUGUUUCACCGUCAAGAGUGUUACUAAUGGCUCCAGAAGUUAUGAUGGUGAAUCGAAUCGUCAGAAGAUUCGGACCGGACUAUGCUCUUCGUUGUGUAUUCAGAGAUGAUAAUCUGGGCAGACUUGCUAUUCGAGAUUUCUCCGUUAACAACAUUGAUCAUAUGUCGAACGUCGUCACAGAAGCCAUCUACAACACUUUGAAAAGUGGCAUCAAAAUCGCAGAUCGUGUCUACAGUUUCUUGGGAUGGAGUAAUUCACAAAUGCGAGAUCAAGGAUGUUAUCUAUAUGCACCAAGAGUCGAUCCAAUAACUGGAGCAGUGACUGGAACUGUUGAGGACAUCAGAAUUUGGAUGGGGGAUUUCAGAGACGCAGUUAGUGUUCCAAAAAUGAUGAGUCGAAUGGGACAGUGCUUCACCCAAGCUCAGCCAACGGUCAAACUCCAACGACACCAUUGGAUAGUUGAACCAGAUAUGGAAGGAGGUCCAGACAAUAAGUUCUGCUUCUCCGAUGGUUGUGGACGAAUCUCAUAUAAACUUGCCGGUCACAUCUCAAAGAUUCUUGACCUCAAAGCCAUUCCAGCUUGCUUCCAAGUUCGAUUCAAAGGUUUCAAAGGGAUUCUGGUGAUCGAUCCGACUAUCGAUGACAUUAUGAACAUGCCGAAAGUAAUCUUCAGAAAAAGUCAGCAAAAGUUUGGUGAAGGAGGCGGAGAUUUACAAGACGAAUAUCUGGAAGUUGUUAAAUAUGCAAUGCCAUCUCCCGUCUGUUUGAAUAGGCCAUUUAUCACUAUUCUGGAUCAAGUAUCGGCGAAGCAAUCGACGGCAUCCCAUCGAAGAAUCACGAAACGAGUGCAUUAUUAUCUGGAAAGAGAGCUUUGUUCUCUAAGUAAUAUGCUCCUGAACGAAAAUCAAGCUGCAGAAGAACUUGUAAACCGAACAAAUCUCCCAAUCGACUGGAAUCUCGCUAGCAAACGUGCUGGUUUCCAACUCAGCACAGAUCCACUCGUCCGUUCCAUGCUAUUCGCCAUCUACCGUUACAACAUUAUUCAUCAUAUCUCGAAAGCCAAGAUCUUCUUGCCACCAAAUCUCGGGAGAUCCAUGUAUGGAGUUGUCGAUGAGACUGGACUUUUGCAGUACGGACAAGUGUUCAUUCAAUAUUCUCCGACUAUUCGACAAACUAGUGACAUUCCUAUUCUGAAGACUGGAAAAGUGUUGAUCACCAAGAAUCCGUGCCACGUUCCUGGAGAUGUUCGAGUAUUCGAAGCGGUUUGGCAGCCGGCUCUAGCUCAUUUGGUUGACGUUGUCGUGUUCCCUCGACAUGGUCCACGACCACAUCCAGAUGAAAUGGCUGGAUCUGAUUUGGAUGGAGACGAGUAUUCAAUCAUUUGGGAUCAAGACAUGCUUCUGGAUUAUAAUGAGACUGCAAUGGUUUUUCCAAGUAGUUCAUCACAAGAAGAGGACAAAGAGCCAACGACAGAUGACAUGGUUGAGUUCUUCCUACGGUAUCUCCAACAAGAUUCGAUUGGAAGAAUGAGUAAUGCACAUCUCGUCUAUGCUGAUUUGAAUGGGCUGUUCCAUGAAAAUUGCCAUUCGAUCGCUUUGAAGUGCGCCGUUGCUGUUGAUUUCCCGAAAAGUGGAGUGCCUGCAGAACCAUUGACCAGUCACGAACAAUGCGAUGUCACACCUGAUUAUAUGAUCUCUGGUGGAAAACCAAUGUACUACAGUGCCAGAUUAAAUGGGCAAUUGCAUCGGAAAGCAAGAAAAGUGGAAGAAGUUCUGGAAGAGUACGAAUCACGUGGGAGCAUUUUCGAAGGAGAAUACGACAAACUCAUCUGCCCUGAGAACGUGGAUGUGUUCUUUGGAAGUGAAUCAAAGCUGGUUCAAGUGAUGACUCUUCGAGAUGAGUAUAUCGAUCGAAUGCAGCAACUUCUCGAUGAAUACGGAAUUGAAGAUGAAGCAUCAGUCGUGUCAGGACAUGCAGCAUCUAUUAAACGAUUGGCUGGAAUGGAAAGAGACGACUACUCAUUCUACCAUACGGAUAAAGUUGUGGAAUUGAGAUAUGAGAAGUUGUAUUCCGUGUUUCGUGCAAAGUUCUUCGAAGAGUUUGGCGGUGAAGAAGCGAAUACAGUACAUGAUGGGAAGGAUACUCGUAUUGCAUGUACUCCUGCUAUGCAUGAGAAGAUCAGACAAUGGUAUUUCGUCGCCUACGUUCAGCCGAAGAAGAACAAGACUGGAAGAUAUAUUGGGCAGAGCUUAUCAUGGGUCGCAUGGGAUGUUUUGUGUAGUUUGAGACGACAAUUGAUGCUCGAGAAAAACGAUGCGAUUCCACGUGUGAAGUAUCCAAUCGCUGCUCGUCUUGAAGAAGAAAUGGAGAAGACCAUUGCAAGAAAUCAAGAAAAGUUUGAUGAAUUCGAAAAAAUGAUGGAAACGAGGAAAGAUACAUUAUUCAUAAGAAGAUACCAGCAUUUUUAUGGUAAACAAAUCGUUCGACUAUUAUUUAUUCUACACGGAUGGCUCGAACGAGAAAACGUCCUUCCAUCGAUUUCCCUUACCAUCUGGCAAAUUGGACGUCUUCUGAUUCGAUUCGGUCUGGGAGCUCUCCGAGGAAAUCCAACAAUCGACUUCGAGAAGAGCAUUUUGGCUCCGACGAUGGUAUUUCCGGAGUGGAUUUCAAAGAAUCCCGGAGACGACGAGGUGCCGAUUCUGAACCAGUUUGAUAUGGGAUCCAUGAUGAUUGAGUUUUUGAGAUACUUGGCAAGUCAAUCUUUCGCCCUUGCCGACUCUAUCAGUCUUCGAGUUUUCAAAGAUAGAACCAUUACCGAACCGUCACUUCUGAAGAGCUAUCAAUGGACUCCUCUCCAUCAUGUCGCAUACCGUACAUUCCAUUCCGUCGCAGUUUCCGGUCGUUUCGAUGCGCUUCAUUUGGACGAAGACGAGAUUGUUGAACAUGUUUCAGAGAGCAAGGAUCCAAUUCUUGUCAAUGAGACACUUUUCUCUUCAAAGAAUUAUAAAGAAAACUGUCCGAUUACCAGAAGUCGAAUUUUGCAAGCACUGAAGGAUUGGUCUGGAGUUCAAGAAAUCAUCCCUCGUGAAAUAACGGGUAGCCGAAAAACAGAUCUCGUCUACGUGACUACAGUUGGAACAGUUCUUGCCAGACAACGACUCGCUCGACUUCUUCUUCUCAGCGGAGAAACGAUUCGAGAUGCAAUUGCCAACGACGUCAUACCUCCAGAAGUUCGUGAUGAAUUUUUGUAA
Molecule: messenger RNA, 5295 nt
Organism: Caenorhabditis remanei
Lineage: Eukaryota; Metazoa; Nematoda; Chromadorea; Rhabditida; Rhabditidae
Exons: 15
Coding region: 1-5295 (1764 amino acids)
Biological process (GO): siRNA processing
Cellular component (GO): nuclear RNA-directed RNA polymerase complex
Molecular function (GO): RNA-directed RNA polymerase activity
Source: RefSeq, a predicted model, not a curated record